GGAAGUUAGUCAAAGAUCUUUCACCAUUUCUGCUGUCUGCUGCUUGCAGAUUUUGAUUCAUUUUAAAAACACUUCAGUGGAAUGGCAUCGUUUAUGGGGGAAGAAUAAAGAAAGGAAACAUGAACCCCCCGAUUCGAAGUUUGAUAUGCCUACUUCUUCUGGUCUACAAUAUUUCAGGUGUCCUUGCUGAGACCAAGUACCCUAGAACACUGCCAUGUGAUAUUACAAAGAAUAAUUCCUCUGUGAUUUUUGACUGCAGUUCCCGUCGAUUGAAAUAUGUGCCUGCUGGAACGUAUAGUGAUGUAACAGAAAUCAAGCUCUCAGGCAACCUUAUAAAGAAGAUUUCUAAAGAAUCUUUUCAGGGCCUGAAUAACCUGAUGAAAAUAAAUCUAAACAAGAAUCAUUAUUUAAAGGCCAUGGAAAAGGCUGUUGAUCCAUGUGAAAAAGGAAUGGUAAUUGAAGAUGGAGCUUUUGCUAACAUGACCAAGCUGAUAGAAUUAUUAGCAGAUGAAACCCAUUUAUGUAAAAUACCAGCUGGGAUGCCAUUGUCCUUAACCUCACUGAGUUUGAGAUUUAAUAGCUUUUUUUCUUUCAGCCAGCAAAAUUUUUCAGAACUCACACAACUGAAAGAGCUCUACUUGGAUAGAAACUGUUUUUCCGGCAAUCCCUGUGACAGAACUUUCCUCAUAGAACCCCGGGCCUUUUCAGACCUCUCUGCUUUGACUGUGCUGUCACUCUCUCUCAACAACCUAUCCCAAGUUCCAAGCCAGCUACCCUCAUCACUAAAAGAACUUUAUCUCAGCAGCAAUAAGAUACAAACCAUUAAGUAUUAUGAUUUUCAAAACCUGUCCAAUAUAGAAGUCCUUGACCUAAGUGGAAACUGCCCAAGGUGCUUCAAUGCCCCCUUUCCGUGUGACCCUUGCCCUGGAGAUUCCUCCAUUCAAAUACACCCUCUUGCUUUCCAGUACCUGAUGAACUUACAGAACCUAAGUCUCUCCUGUACCUCCCUCACUCAUAUACCCGCCAGCUGGUUUUAUAACACGUCACAGUUAAAGGUUUUGAAUCUUGGUUUUAACUACUUGCUAAAGGAAAUAGCUUUAGGAGAAUUUUUAGUCCGACUACCUCACUUGGAGGUGCUUGACUUAUCCUUUAAUUAUGCAAAACAAGCAUACCCCAAGUAUAUAAAUAUUUCUGACAAUUUUGCUAACUUGGUCCGUCUCCAACAACUGCAUAUACGAGGUUAUGUAUUUCAGGUCCUUACACGUGAACACCUGCAGCCUCUUAUAAAACUUACAGAUCUACACACCCUCAAUUUUGGGGUCAACUUCAUCAAGCAGAUUGACCUCAGGGUAUUCCAGCUCUUUAUUAAUCUGACUUUGAUUUCUUUGUCUGACAACAGAAUAUCACCAUUAUCAGACAGCGGCAACAACAGUGACAUUCAUGGGACAUCAUUAGGAAAUCAUGUCAUUCGACGUCGUUCAACAGAUACUUAUUUUGACCCAUCAGCAAAUAACAUGCUAGAAUCUGGAGAUACAUCCAGUAGUCAUAUGUCUGCUCCUAUUUUUCCUUUAAUCAAACCUCAGUGCAGCAUGUAUGGUAAAGCACUAGAUUUAAGUUUGAACAGUGUUUUCUUCAUUGCCCAACAACAAUUUAAAGGUUUCCAUGAUGUAGCCUGUUUGAAUUUGUCUUCAAAUGGCAUUGGCCAAGCUUUGAAUGGCACGGAAUUUAUUUUCCUCCCUAAUCUCAAAUAUUUAGAUUUGUCUUUUAAUAAACUUGAUUUGGCUUAUAGUUAUGCAUUUAAUGAAUUACAUAAUUUAGAGGUACUGGACCUCAGCUAUAAUAAACACUAUUUUAUUGUGUCAGGGAUAACCCAUAGACUGGUAUUUCUUCAAAAUCUUACGCAUCUAAAAGUUUUAAACUUAAGUUACAAUGAGAUUUCCACACUAACAGAACCUAAUCUAAUCAGCAGUUCACUGGAAGAAUUGGUGUUCAAAGGAAAUUGCCUUGAUAUUUUAUGGAAAAAUGGAGACAAUAGAUAUAUACACUUUUUUAAAGAACUCAGCAAACUGACUCAUCUUGAUAUAUCCCACAACAGACUUAAAGCUAUUCCUACCAAAGCAUUCCUUUGCCUUCCACAGAGCCUAAUUGAACUACGCAUAAACAGUAAUGGAUUACAGCACUUUGGCUGGAAAGCCCUGAAACAAUUUCCAAAUCUCAAAUUACUAGAUUUGAGCAGAAACUUAUUGACUUUUAUAACUGACAGCCUUGCCAACUGCACAUCCUCUCUUCAGACACUUCUGCUUCAAUAUAAUAAGAUUGCUCAUCUAGCUGAUGGAUUUCUUUAUAAAGCCAGCAGCCUUUUACAUCUGGAUUUAAGUUACAACAGACUUCAUUCCAUAAACCAAUCAACAUUUCUGUCAAAUGAUUUAAAUUAUUUAGUCUUGUUGAACUUAAAGGGGAACCCUUUUGAAUGCACUUGUGCAAUUGUUGGUUUCACUAACUGGAUACAUUUAAACAUUAAUGUCAGUAUACCACGACUGGCAACAGACGUCAUUUGUGCAACACCUGGAGAUCAAACAGGAAACAGCAUUAUAAGUUUAGAUCAACAUGCCUGUACUUUGGAUAUAGCUGCAUUAAUAUGCUUUUCAUUAUCAUUCAUUAUUAUUUUCACUGUUAUGAUAAUGGCUAUUACAAAACAUUUAUUUUAUUGGGAUGCUUGGUACACAUAUUAUUAUUGUGCUGCCAGACUAAAAGGGUACAGGUCCAUAAUCACAGAAAAAGCUCUUUAUGAUGCUUACAUUGCCUAUGAUACUAAGGAUGUAGCAGUAACUGACUGGGUAAUAAAUGAAUUACGAGUUCACUUAGAAGAAAGUAAGGACAAGCAAGUUCUGCUUUGUUUGGAGGAAAGAGACUGGGAGCCAGGAAAAGCCGUCAUUGACAACCUUGCACAGAGCAUCCAGUGCAGCAGGAAGACAAUAUUUGUCCUGACAGAAAGGUAUGUAAAGAAUGGAAACUUCAGAACAGCUUUUUACAUUGCCCUGCAGAGACUAAUGGAUGAGAACCUGGAUGUGAUUGUCUUUAUUCUGCUGGAGCCAGUGUUACAGCACUCCCAGUACCUGCGGCUGAGGAGGAGGAUUUGCAGGAGUUCAAUUCUUGAGUGGCCAAAGAAUCCACAAGCUCAAUGCCUUUUCUGGCAGAGCCUAAAAAAUGUGUUGCUCACAGAAAAUUAUAACCGGUAUAACAAACUGUACACAGACUCCAUUAAAUGCUAGCAUAGAGAAAAAGAUAUGCAAAUAUCUGUGUCUUUAUCAAGAAAUAAUCAGUUUUCGAAUCUAGUCAAAACAGCUCCAUUUAAAGUGUUGGCUUUGAACUGAAGUGUCUGAGAAAGUUUGAAGACAGAUGUUACCUACUUUAGCCUGGUUUACAAAAGGUAUGGUAUUACUAGACUCAGGGAAGAUCAUAUAAAGAGAGUAAUAUUAAUAAUUUGCAGAAAUGUUGUCUUCAUAUCUGUCAGUUGUCAUCAAAAAAGUAGUUAGCUACUAUAGAUUCUCUUUUUACCUAACCGUGCUCUAAUUUUCUACUGGGAACAUGAUUAAUUAAAAACUAUGAUGUUCAAAUUAGAAUCCAUAGUAGCUAACUAGUUUAGUGAUGCAAACUGACAAAUAUUGGGAGGCAAUGAACAUGCUUACCUCUGGCUACCUUUUGAUGAUUUUUUUUUUGUAUUUAAUUAUUGAUUUUGAGAUGUUUGUUGAAAACUCAAUUACACUCCAGCUCAACAAACUACUGAGGCCAGUGCUUAACUGCAAGUAUAUCCUGAAACUGUUGUGUUCUCCUUUUUUUAUUCAUGAAGCAUCCAACCAGUGGUCUAAUUCUAGAUUUUCAUGAGUCAUAUUGUUAGUCACAUAUUAUAUAUUGUGAGUGACCUACAUUAAAACGAGAAAGAUAUAAAUAACCCAAAGGAAUGUUAGAGGGGGGAAAACCGUAGCUCUUUAAAUGUUUCCUCUUUAAUUUUCUGCUUCAUUAUAUGAAGUAUAUAAACAUAAUAUAAACUACAUAAAAGAAGUACUAGCAAGCAGGAUACCCAUUUGCCUCCUCCACAAGAUGGUGGUUUGAACUCCUAAAAUUAAUCUUUCCUUUUUCCCUUGUUAGUAAUAGGGCUAAACUCAUGAGAAAAUAUUUCCAGGAUAGAUCAACUUGAUUUGUAUUUGUCCUUUUAAACUUAUGUGAGAUCCUGCCACAGUUAUGGUUGUACAGAUAACUUAACCAAAGCAUACUUUGUUAACUGGAAUGUGUUUCGGGAGUCAAAUUUAAAUCCCAUAAUAAUGUACUUAAUAAAACUGGUUGCUUCUCAAGGGGCAUAGUUUUAACUGUUCUUCUUUAUGAUUUUGUUUUUGUGUUGAAUUAGACUGCAUGCUGCUUUAAAGUGUUGAAGUGAUGCUGUUGCUGUGAUGCUUCAGGAAAUAUGUGAACAAAUUCUUGUGGAUGUUAUCUUUUAUUAAACCAACUGCAUGGUUGGGAUAGACGCAAAGAAGAUUUCAGGUAUCACUGUAACAUUUCUCAGCUCUCUGAGCGGUGAGAGCUGAAGAAAGGCACAGAGAUAUACUUGAAAGUUUCUUUGUUUAUCCCAACCAUGCUGUUGGUUCAAUAAACGAUAUCAACCACAAGAAUUCUUGCUGUUUUAAAAUAUUUUGUUUGGUUCCUCCAUACUUGCUAUACAUGAGGAAAUUGUAUAUGUUACAGCCUCCCUGCCAUUUACAGCUGUUAGUUUCCCCCACACACCAGAUACCACUUUGUAGCCCUAAAACUGUACACCCUGUAGUUUUCCUGGUUAAAAAUACCAGGCAGGUGCAGACUCCAACCAACAUGGACUUUUUGUAGUAUCUGGUCCGCUUUGUGCUCUUAAAAGGUUAAAUCAGAAUUCCCCUGACUGGGUAAAUAUGACCACUUACCACAGGCAGUAAGAUGUUUCUACUAGAAAUUGCUCUAAUAAACUGAUUCACUAAUAA
Gavialis gangeticus (Gharial) is the source of this 5006-nucleotide messenger RNA. It is a transcript of the gene TLR8, whose product is annotated as toll like receptor 8. Gene Ontology annotation, biological process: defense response to virus; canonical NF-kappaB signal transduction; toll-like receptor signaling pathway. Gene Ontology annotation, cellular component: plasma membrane. The transcript has 2 exons. Bases 120 to 3272 code for a protein of 1050 amino acids. The record is from RefSeq and is a predicted model, not a curated record. NCBI's taxonomy places the organism in Eukaryota, Metazoa, Chordata, Crocodylia, Gavialidae. Gene Ontology annotation, molecular function: pattern recognition receptor activity; protein binding.